AUGCUGUCCGCCUUCUAUUUCAUCGCCAAUGCGGUCAAGCCGGCUUCCAAGGCCACGAUCACCUCAGGAAACCCCACCCAUGGAUCGAACAUUACCUAUAAGAAGCAUUAUUCGUCUGCACCACACUAUGAACAAGAAUCGUUCCAUAUCCGGCCCCCAGUCGCACCCGGGUCCAGCAUCGGCGAUAUCAAGAAGACUCCCCUGCUCUUCCAGCCCUUCACAGUCAAGGACCUAACCCUGGCCAACAGGAUCAUUGUCGCACCCAUGUGCAUGUACUCCUCCAAGGAUGGAUUUAUGACCGACUAUCAUCUGGCCCAUCUGGGAUCGUUCGCCAUCUCUGGCGCUGGCUUGGUUCUGGCAGAGGCCACUGCUGUGGAACCUAGAGGCCGCAUCAGCCCUGCAGACACGGGUAUCUGGUCCGACGAUCAUAUCCCGGCCAUCAAGCGCGUCGUCGAUUUUGUGCAUUCUCAGGGAUCCAAGAUGGGCAUCCAGCUUGCCCAUGCCGGUCGCAAGGCUUCUACCAAAGUCCCCUACGACUCUGAGGCUUAUCCCGAUUCUGAGUACUGGAAUGAUGAUGUUAUUGCCCCUUCUGGCGGCCCAGAAUUCCAAUGGGACGAGAAGCACGUCGUACCCCGCUCGCUCUCCAUCGCCGAGAUCCAACAGGUUAUUAAGGCAUUCGGUGCUGCUGCUGUCCGAGCCGCCAAGGCAGGCAUGGACACUGUCGAGGUCCACGGUGCUCACGGCUAUUUGAUACACAACUUCCUCUCGCCUGUCACCAACCAUCGCACAGACGCCUAUGGCGGUUCGCUCGAGAACCGUGCCCGCCUUAUGUUGGAGGUCAUUAAAGAAGUUCGGACCAACUUCCCUGCUGAAAAGCCCAUCUUCCUCAGAGUCUCGGCCUCGGACUGCAUCGAGCAUUUGGAGGGACCAUCCUGGGAGAUUGAACAGACUGUCCAGAUCGCCAAGUGGGCCAAGGAGGCCGGUGUCGAUGUGAUCCACAUCUCGUCCGGAGGCAACACUGCUCAGCAAAAGGUUUUGUAUUCGCCCGGUUACCAGGUUCAUUACGCUGAGCGUGUCCGCAAGGAUGUCCCUGGCCUGGCUGUUGUCGCUGUCGGGUCGAUCACGGGCGGAAAGCAGGCCCAAGAGGUCCUUGAGGCCGAGAAGGCUGACCUUGUCGCUGCCGCACGCAGUUUCCUGAAGCACCCUUCCUUUACGCUAGACGCCGCCCGCGAGUUGGGUAUCAAGGUCUCAUAUGCACCCCAGUACUUUGCUGCAAAAUACGUAUAG
This is a messenger RNA of Gamsiella multidivaricata, 1287 nucleotides long. RefSeq names its product NADH:flavin oxidoreductase/NADH oxidase. Bases 1 to 1287 code for a protein of 428 amino acids. Lineage: Eukaryota; Fungi; Mortierellomycota; Mortierellomycetes; Mortierellales; Mortierellaceae. The record is from RefSeq and is a predicted model, not a curated record. Gene Ontology annotation, cellular component: intracellular anatomical structure. The transcript is spliced from 2 exons. Gene Ontology annotation, molecular function: NADP binding; FMN binding; NADPH dehydrogenase activity.